Messenger RNA from Punctularia strigosozonata HHB-11173 SS5, 2700 nucleotides. RefSeq lists its product as uncharacterized. The transcript is spliced from 10 exons. Bases 1 to 2427 code for a protein of 808 amino acids. The record is from RefSeq and is a predicted model, not a curated record. NCBI's taxonomy places the organism in Eukaryota, Fungi, Basidiomycota, Agaricomycetes, Corticiales, Punctulariaceae.
AUGGAGACGUUCGCGAAGUCUAUCAAGUUCUUCGACAGCAAGGCGCGCUCGAUUGAUCCUGGUUGCCUUUCGUCUCUGACUGACACGACGUCUGCACUGCCGUUAAUCCCAAGCAAUAUCCUCAUCGUGGAAGACGACCCGAGCGAAGAAGGCGCAGGCUUCCUCAUCGACCUCGAACAUGGCAAGAUCCUCGACGACUUCGCGCCGCUGCCUUCGCCUUGCAAAACCCAGCGAGAGUGCCUGAGGCUGAUGGAUUGGUAUGAUGACGAUCCGGACGUGAAAAUUUCGUUCGAGCAGACCGAAGAUUUGCUCAGUCGAUAUCAGGACCGUCACACAGCGUCCCUUCACAUUGAGAUGGCCCACAUAAGAGGCCUGAGCGCGAUCCGUAAGGACUUCAUUACACCGAAACAACAAUACUUCAAUGUCGGGAAUACGGUAGCAGCCAGCAAAUCACGGACGGGUACGAAGGCUUUCAUGAGUGGCGAGCUUCUGUCGCAACAUCCGUACGCACACAGUACACAUAACCGUCCCGGAUGCGGCGCCCACGACGUCCUUCACGAUGUGGAAUCUUUCUUCUGGGUUCUCGUCUACCUCGUCAUUACUCGAGAAGGUCACGGAGGACAUCGUCGCCCUGAAUUACUCACAAGUACUCCCUCUGUGGAAGAGGAGACCAUCCAGAACGUGACAUACUGCCUGUUUGACGCUGCCGACGAGCUCACUCUGUGCGACAACAAGAACGAGUUGUUCUUGCAGCCCGAGGAUUUCAAGAUCCAUAUCCUCCCGAUGUUGAACCCGAGGCUAGAGUCGAAGGACGUCCUGGCUGAAUUGGUUGAGAACUGGUGGAAACUCCUCGUCCUCACAUAUUUAACGUACGAUCUUUACACUCCCGGUGUCAUUCACGAUCAGGUUUUGGCCCUUCUCCGUACUGUGAUCGACAAGAUCGCUGCAGUGCCUGGAGGGUGUGGUCCUCGCUACCCGCAGACAGAAACGACAACAUGGGAGUCCAGCCCAAGCAAGCGUGUCAACGAUAGUCCGGCCAAGCCUGCCACAUCCGAACCUCGACGCGAAGAGUCCCCGAGCCCCGCUCGCAAGAGGACGAAGAUGGGCCAGAGCUCCUCGCCUUCUUUGAUGGGCGCCGCGAUCUCUGAGCGCUCGGUGGUUGACCGCACAUACAUAUGUGCGACAUAUACAGCUGUAAGCGGCGGAUGCGGCGUCUCUCUUUCCAUGAAGCUGAAGACCGGGAGAACGCCUCCUGGGCGGCUCCGUUACGAGUUGUUCCACACCAAAUGGCCGGGUGACGUACUCCAAAUCACGGCGGUGGUGGAUGUUGGGCGCUUGCGACAGGAUCGAUGCGAGCCGGUCGUGCUCAGGGUGAUCGGAGAGCGCAUCACCUUCGAUACGAUCAUGCUCAGCGAUGGCGAACCACCUAGGUGCCACGUGGUAUCGAAUUCGUGCCCAAUCAUCUGCUAUGAGCGCGUUUUAUGGGACGCCUACCGCGACGCCGACGAGUCGCGACAACAACCGGAGAUCACGGGCAUACAUCAUCGGCUAGAACUCCUGAUCCCCUUGCAUGCCCCGUUCACGUCGCCGCCCAGCACGGAUCCGCACGCAAGCAUCGUUCGAUACUACCUCGAGCUGGAAUGCGCGUGGUCGCACCGUGCCCUCUUCAGGUUCUUCCGUCCGCGACAUCACCUUGAGCGCCAUCCUGUCACCGUCGUCCCGCGCUGCAGACCGCUCUCAGCGCCCGACGCUGCGUCGCAACGCUCACCACCGGGAACGCCACCGCUGUGGCGCGCAUACACCCUGUCGAGGAACAUUCAAACGCGGUCAUCUCAUUGGGGCAAGUGUGCGCACGUGGAGGUUCGGCUUCCUGACGUUCCCGCGCUUCCUAUGGAAGUCGAUAUUCCGCUCAUGCUCUGCAUGACAAUGCGGUCCACGUUUGUCGACGUUCGUCGUAUUCUGGAUGGCGGGGCCGGACUAUUGCAGAAGCUCCCUGGACCACCGCGGGACGCAUAUGCCGUCACUAUCCAACUCGUCCGCGCCGUAAGCGUGUGCUUCGCUGGCCAUAGAAAGCUUAUCCCAAUGCCUACGCGGAAGGAUGACGUGCAGUGCACUGUUUAUCCCCUCAGCCUGCACGUCAAUGAGCCCGUCUGGGAGCCGCUUGCGCUGCCCUGCGACUCGUCCAUUCGCGGAAUGCGGGCUCUAUGGCCCUGGAUGCAAGACGCGGAGCGCGCAGGGGCAGGAGCGAAACGUGGCGUGCGGUCUGCACAAUUUGCGGCGCGAUUGCGGCUCUCGGUCCCUGUCGGCGCUCUGACCCGGCGAAGACCGCACGAGUCAGCUUCGUACUUCCUCUACGUUCAUAUACCGCUUUCGGGGUUCGAACGCGGCGUCAAGGUUUACGUCCCUGUCAAGUUGGCCUCGCAUUAAGCCAGUGCCUCGAUCGCUGUGCUUGCGAUACAGAGAUCUGAAACAAACAUCGCGCUUCUCCUGAAUCGCAUGUCGUGAUAUUGAGGUGACGGGGAUUAGAAUUUGGACCGUACGGUUCGCGAACUUGUUUGAACACACGAGCUCCCUGCUCGUCUCUGGGAGAAAUUUUCCCGGCGUGUUCCCGUACGUGACAAGAAUCGUGCGGCACCUGACGCCGAUAGGUGCGAUUCGGCGCACUCAGGGCAUGAAACAGCGAUUGCCACGGGCUGUUGU